This is a messenger RNA of Entamoeba invadens IP1, 1275 nucleotides long. Its product is annotated as WD repeat-containing protein, putative. The transcript has a single exon. The coding region runs from base 1 to 1275 and encodes 424 amino acids. The record is from RefSeq and is a predicted model, not a curated record. NCBI's taxonomy places the organism in Eukaryota, Evosea, Mastigamoebida, Endamoebidae. Gene Ontology annotation, molecular function: protein binding.
AUGGAUGCUUUAAACACUUCCACUCUGUUGGAUGUGAGUGAGUUGCUCUCUACAAUAUCAGCAAACAUUCUCCUUGACCUCCCAGUAUUUUGUGAAGACACAACAGAGCCUUACUUCCGUGCACCAGCAUCUUUUCUUCCCAUCCGAGAGCGUCGAGAGGAGACUCUUCAAAACAGCGUCCCUCUCCUUCAAUUACCAGGUAUUACCAUCAAGGAGAUUUUAAAGAAUUUCCAUCGAGCGGAAGAUGCUGUUUCGUUGGGUCGGAGUUGUCGCCAAUUACACAACGUGGUCUUUGGACAAGAUGGAGAGGCGUAUUGGAACUCGCAGCUUGAGGACAUCAAGCCAUCCCCAAGUGUUCUCAAGAAUGCCUCAAAACCAUCAGAGACGUAUAGGAAGUGUGCUCUCAUGCGGAAACACUGGCGACAGAGUUUAUACAGUGAACACACCUCUGACGGUCAUAUGAGUUUAGUGAAGUGUAUUGAAUACGACGGGAGUCGUGGGACAUUAGUAACUGGGUCGAGUGAUAAGAAAGUUAAAGUCUGGAAAGUUGAUGGGUCCAAUUUAGUGUUAGGCAAGACGAUCCCUGGUCAGAAUUGUGGAGUUGUUGGGCUCGACUUAAACGGUGAUGAUCUUCGUAUUGGGUAUAAAAAUGGUGUCAUCAAACACACAAAUAUUUUGAAUGGAACAACAAAAGAAUUUACGACGGGGACUGUGGUGACUGGAUUUAGCUUUUGUGGGAGUUGCAUUGUGUCGUACGAGCGGAGCGUCAUUUUAUUUGACUCCGAGAAAGGGACGAACAUUGGUGAGUAUAAUCUCCACAGAAGGCCAGUUAGUUAUGCCAAAAUGUAUAACACUCAAAUGGGGACUUCUGCGUCGUUCGACAAAAGUGUUGACUUUUGGGACACAAGAAAGUUGAAUGCGGCAGCUAUCCGGUUGAAAGGACAUCGCGCAGGAGUCAAUCACUUCGACUUCUGUGAUAAUACUAUCAUCACUGCUUCAAAUGACAAAAUGUUGAUGGUAUGGGAUAUUCGGAAGCCAGAGGUGCCUUUUAAAACUAUACAAAACCAUACCGCGGAAGUCAUUUUCGUGAAACAUUUGUAUGACAAAGUGGUUGCGUCCUCGAAAGAUAUGACAAUGUCACUCUUCGACACAAAAGACUUUUCGUUGAUUAAUACAAUUAACACACGCUCAGUGGUGUCGUCGUUCACGUACGAUGAUCAAUAUUUGUUCUGUGGGUGUAGCUCGGGAGAGAUACUUCUGUAUGACUUUAUUUAG